Molecule: messenger RNA, 950 nt
Organism: Xylaria bambusicola
Lineage: Eukaryota; Fungi; Ascomycota; Sordariomycetes; Xylariales; Xylariaceae
Product: GrpE-domain-containing protein
Exons: 2
Coding region: 173-916 (247 amino acids)
Biological process (GO): protein folding; protein import into mitochondrial matrix
Cellular component (GO): PAM complex, Tim23 associated import motor
Molecular function (GO): protein-folding chaperone binding; protein homodimerization activity; adenyl-nucleotide exchange factor activity
Source: RefSeq, a predicted model, not a curated record
GGGGCAAUGGGGCCAAAAAAUUAUUCGUUUGCUGCCCUCCCACUCGACUAGGCAGCGUACCCAGUCACUAUCUAAGACGAGCUGGUUCGCAUUGAUUUACUUGCGCAUCCGCUUUCGAACUUGAGCUUUAUAUGACUUACUCUUGCCUUUGUAAAUUCCACCUACUAUCAACAUGUUUCGGCGAGCGUUCAUUGCAUCUUCAAGAGCCGCUUCUUCGAGCUCAAAAAUAAUUGCGCAACACCCCUCCGUGCGAUCGCAAUUCCCCUCCGCACCUUUAAAUCCACUAAAAGCUUCAUUAUCCGCAAGGACAAGAUGGUACAGCGACCAGGCGGACGCAACAACAAAGAAGGAUGGUGAAGAAGCAGUGCCAGAAGCGGAACCCAAAAAGAGCGAAGAUGCUGAGUCACCGUCAAGUGUUGAGGCUGAACUGAAGAAAAAGCUUGAGACGAAAGAGAGGGAAGCUAUCGACUGGAAGGACAAAUACCUUCGGUCUGUGGCUGAUUUCCGGAACCUUCAAGACCGCACCCAGCGAGAAGUAAAGGCUGCUCGUGAUUUCGCUAUUCAGAGAUUUGCCAAAGAUCUCGUCGAGAGCAUCGAUAACCUGGACCGCGCCUUAUCCAUGGGCCAGGAGAAGAUGAAGGUUGAGGAGGACAAGGAAGCCAAUGUCGAUCUCAACAACUUCUACGAGGGCGUCAAGAUGACAGAAACCAGCAUGCUCCAAACGUUGUCCAAGCACGGUCUCGAUCGGUUCAACCCCGAGGGUGAAAAGUUCAACCCCAAUGAGCACGAAGCUACCUUUAUGACUCCUAUGCCAGACAAGGAGGAAAACACCGUAUUCCACGUCCAGCAAAAGGGCUACAAGCUCAACGGAAGGAUAUUACGCGCUGCUAAGGUUGGCGUCGUUAAGAACCAAUAAAUCCACCAUAUCUUGCCCUCCAAAUCAGCAUAUC